AUGGUACAUCGAAGUAAUUGGCUUCUAGGCAGCAUCAUCACUGCCCUACUGCCCUUGUCCCAUGCAUUUUAUCUUCCCGGUGCAGCACCUCGCAACUAUGAACAAGGAGAGCAAGUCAACCUCUUCGUCAACACUCUAACGCCUAUGCUAUCUGGUACAGAUGAUGCAAAGCUGAAAUCCAUGAUAAACUAUGACUACUACAAUCCAAAGUUUCACUUCUGCCAGCCAGAAGAAGGUCCUAAGAGCCAGCCAGAGUCACUGGGAUCCAUAUUGUUUGGAGACAGGAUAUUCAACUCACCUUACGACAUCAAAAUGUUAGAAGACAAUGGCACUUGCAAAACGUUAUGCGUGGUGCCAGACGUACCAGCGGAAGAUGCGAAAUUCAUCAACGACCGUAUCCGAGAAGACUAUGCAUUAAACUGGCUAGUUGAUGGACUCCCUGCCGCAGAAAUGAAGGUAGACGCCAAGAGUGGCGACCUUUUCUUUGAUAUGGGCUUUAACUUGGGUGACGACGACGACGAACUAUAUGACACGCCAGCUUUAUACAAUCAUUACGACAUUGUUCUCAGAUACCACGAACCCAGUCGUGGCAACUAUCGGGUAGUCGGUGUCCUGGUUUGGCCUUCAAGUCGCGGCGGUUCUCAGGAAAAUGUAGCUUCCCCAGUCUGUGAGGGAGAUGUGGGGCCAUUGAUUCUGUCUGAAACGCAAACGAGCACAAUUCGCUACACUUACAGAGUAACGUGGAAUGAAUCUGAUACACCUUGGGCCACUCGUUGGGAUAAUUACCUUCAUAUAUUUGAUCCGCGUAUACAUUGGUUCAGUCUGGUCAACUCUCUCGUCAUCGUCAUUUUCCUCUGCGUUAUGGUGUCUAUGAUUCUCUUGCGUACUGUUUCUAGAGAUAUUUCUCGAUACAAUGCCAUUGACCUUAGUGAAGAUGUCCAAGAAGACUGGGGCUGGAAACUUGUUCAUGGGGAAGUGUUCCGCACACCACGUUAUCCAAUGAUCUUAUCCGUGAUGGUCGGUAAUGGUGCUCAAUUAUGUGCCAUGAUCGCAGUAACCCUUGUGUUUGCGCUAUUGGGAUUCUUGUCUCCAUCGAACCGCGGCUCUCUUGCUACUGUUAUGAUGGUUUGUUGGACGUUCUUCGGAGGAAUCGGUGGAUACUAUUCAAACAGGAUAUAUGCAUCUCUAGGGGGUACAGAUCGCAGAAAAAAUGCGUUCUUGACUGCUACUGUUAUGCCUACAUUGAUAUUCGUUAUCAUCUUCCUUCUCAACUUGUUCCUUCUCUUAGCAGGUUCCUCUGGUGCUGUGCCUUUCGGCACAAUGCUCUUAAUUGUAACUCUAUGGUUCGGAAUUUCAGCACCUCUAUCUGCUGUAGGGUCCUACAUCGGGUCGAGACAAGGUGGUGUCUCUCAUCCUGUUCGAGUAAACCAAAUUCCAAGGCAAAUUCCUCCAGCACCAAAGUACCUGCGCCCUUGGGCGUCAACUCUCCUAAGUGGCAUACUUCCGUUCGGAGCUGCUUUUGUCGAAUUGUACUUUGUUAUGUCCAGCCUCUUCGCAUCACGAGCGUACUAUGCAUUCGGCUUCCUGGCUCUGACUGCAGGUGUGGUCUCGCUCACUACUGCCACAGUAACCAUACUUUUCACCUACUUCAUCCUAUGCGCUGAGGAAUACAGAUGGCACUGGCGGGCAUUUUUGACAGGGGGUGGAAGUGCGUUCUGGCUGUUAGCUUAUGGCCUCUUCUACUGGGCAUCCCGGUUAUCUCUCGACUCCUUUUCUAGUGUUGCUCUUUAUCUAGGUUACCUCUUCCUUCUUGUAUUAAUGGACUUCUUAGUCACUGGUACUAUCGGGUUCCUGGCUUCAUACUGGGCAAUCCGUAGGCUAUAUAGUGCCAUCCGCGUCGACUGAACGAUAGCAAGAUAUCUACAAAAACAUGAACUGUUCCUCAGUUAAUCGAGCGAGUCUCUACAGUACUCCAAAACACAUUUCUUGUAGUGUUUUCACUCUAUAGCCAACACUAGAUGUUUAUCCCUUCCAGCACGUAAGAUGGCUAUUCUACCAUCAAUCAAGUCCGCCUUAGAUACGUUGAAGAAAGCAUCUUCUAUUGGCUUGUUAUUGAGGUAUAAUCCUCCCGCUUUCACAAGUCGGCGUGCGUCAGAUUUUGAUGCUAAAAGGCCGUGAACAGCGGCUAGGUGUGAUAUUGAAGUGCCUAACAGUUCUUCAGCUCUCACAGAAGCGAGACGGGCAUCACCACGUAAGGCCUUGACAAUUUGUUCGGCCUUAAGGCUGUGGUAAUCCGAAUCAAAAAGAACCUUUGUAGCCAUAUGGGCAGCGUCAAGACCUUCCU
This is a messenger RNA of Serpula lacrymans var. lacrymans S7.9, 2344 nucleotides long. RefSeq lists its product as uncharacterized. NCBI's taxonomy places the organism in Eukaryota, Fungi, Basidiomycota, Agaricomycetes, Boletales, Serpulaceae. The transcript has 20 exons. The record is from RefSeq and is a predicted model, not a curated record. Gene Ontology annotation, biological process: protein localization to membrane; vacuolar transport. The coding region runs from base 1 to 1905 and encodes 634 amino acids. Gene Ontology annotation, cellular component: membrane.